This is a messenger RNA of Xenopus tropicalis (tropical clawed frog), 2622 nucleotides long. It is a transcript of the gene hrh1, whose product is annotated as histamine receptor H1. The record is from RefSeq and is a predicted model, not a curated record. NCBI's taxonomy places the organism in Eukaryota, Metazoa, Chordata, Amphibia, Anura, Pipidae. The coding region runs from base 992 to 2491 and encodes 499 amino acids. Gene Ontology annotation, biological process: regulation of vascular permeability; positive regulation of vasoconstriction; signal transduction. Gene Ontology annotation, cellular component: plasma membrane; synapse; membrane. The transcript has 2 exons. Gene Ontology annotation, molecular function: G protein-coupled receptor activity; histamine receptor activity.
UGGGGGGGAUUCUGCCAGGGACAAAUCCGCCGGCUGCCGGGAGUGACAGGGAGGGAGCAGCUGCAUUUGUACUGAGAGCCCAGAGCAGGAGGAUCCCCGGCACCGGAUUCCCAGCACAAUAGCCCCUAUUGCCCCUCCUCUGAGGGCAAAUCCUGUCUGUGCCCACCCAUGUAAGAAGCAGCCCUGCAGGGAGAGGUGGUGCCCAUCCUGCCCGGGUAUCAGCAACAAGCAACUGCACACAGCCAAGUACCAUCUCUUGGCACAGAGCAACAGGUGAUCCCCCCGGUGCCAACCUCCCUCCUGCCCCCGCGCAGAGCAACAACCAAUAGAAUUCUCUGCCCGUCCUACCUGGGUACCAGCCUUCUGCCCCAGUACGGAGGAAUAACCAGAGGCAGACUCUGCCCAUCCUACCUGGGUACCAGCCUUCUGCCCCAGUACGGAGGAAUAACCAGAGGCAGACUCUGCCCAUCCUACCUGGGUACCAGCCUUCUGCCCCAGUACGGAGGAAUAACCAGAGGCAGACUCUGCCCAUCCUACCUGGGUACCAGCCUUCUGCCCCAGUACGGAGGAAUAACCAGAGGCAGACUCUGCCCAUCCUACCUGGGUACCAGCCUUCUGCCCCAGUACGGAGGAAUAACCAGAGGCAGACUCUGCCCAUCCUACCUGGGUACCAGCCUUCUGCCCCAGUACGGAGGAAUAACCAGAGGCAGACUGUGCCCAUCCUACCCGGGUACCAGCCUUCUGCCCCAGUACGGAGGAAUAACCAGAGGCAGACUCUGCCCAUCCUACCUGGGUACCAGCCUUCUGCCCCAGUACAGAGGAACAUGGGAUGACUGAGGGGCAGACUGUGCCCAUUGUGCCCAGGUACGAGCGCCAAGUUACCAUUCAGACCGUAGGAAGGAGCAGUGCAUCUCGGUGCAAGGUCACAAGAUGGCGGCCCCCAGAAACCCACACCUGUGACCAUUGCGCCUCCCACUGACCUGCAGAGACGAUGUGGCAAACCAAUCAGAGCAUAGUACAGAAUGGCACCGAGAUCCACUCGGCCAGCCUGGGCCUGGCACUCGGAACCAUAUCGGCACUGACAGUCGUUCUGAACAUCUUGGUUCUGUACGCGGUGAGAACGGAGCGCAAGCUCCACACGGUGGGGAACCUGUACAUCGUCAGUCUGUCCAUUGCUGAUCUGAUUGUUGGCGCCGCAGUGAUGCCCCUAAACAUUGUGUAUCUGCUCAACCGCGAGUGGAUUCUGGGGAGGCCCGCCUGUCUCUUCUGGCUCUCCAUGGACUACGUUGCCAGCACGGCCUCCAUCUUCAGCCUCUUCAUCCUGUGCAUCGACCGCUACCGCUCCAUUCAGCAGCCCCUGCGCUAUCUCAAGUACAGGACCAAGACCAGGGCUUCCCUGAUGAUCUCCGGGGCGUGGCUCCUGUCCUUCACAUGGGUUGUGCCAAUCCUGGGCUGGCACGUGUUCGCCAAUGGCGGCAUCAGGUCGGUGCCGGAAUCUACCUGUGAGACGGAAUUCCACAAAGUGACUUGGUUUAAGGUCCUCACCGCCACCUUGAACUUCUACAUCCCCUCGUUGCUCAUGUUGUGGUUCUACGCCAAGAUCUACAAGGCAGUCAGGGAGCACUACCAGCACCGGGAGGUGGUCAAUGGCUCCUUCCAGUUGUUCUACGACAGCAAAUUGGUGCAGAGCGUUAGGGUGCUCAAGGGCCAACAGAGCUGCACCAAGACCCAAUGUAAAGAUGGGAAUCUUACUGUCCCGGAGAUGAACUUUCCGGCACAAUAUACCCCCAUAUCCAAAGAGUUCAGGCAGUCGAGAAGCACCCAGGAGAAAGACCCGGUGGAGGAUUAUGGGAAACAGAAGGGGUUUAGCCACUGUGAUAAUAAUGUCUUUAAGUUGCAUUGCUUUCCACUGGCGAUCAUCCAAGGGAGCCCCCAGGAGUGCAGGAACUAUGUGACGGUUACCAGGGGGGCAUUAGAGGAACAUAACUGCCUCAGACCCCGGCAAAGGGAGGAGAUCUCAGAGGAACAUACGUUUGCCGAGGCCGCAUCUUGUAUGGUGGAUCUGAGUCAGGUGGGGAAAUCCAACAUGGAGGCACCAGGUCGGACCGAGGCCAGGCUUUCGGGUAACUUUAGGUACCUUAAACAUACCUGGGAGAGAUUCCGCACCCAUUCCAAGCAGCACAUCCAGGGGCUCCACAUGAACCGGGAGAGGAAGGCCGCGAAGCAGCUGGGAUUCAUCAUGGCCGCCUUCAUGCUCUGCUGGAUUCCGUAUUUUGUUCUCUUCAUGGUCAUAGCCUUCUGCCACAACUGCUGUAACCAUAACUUUCACAUGUUCACCAUUUGGCUCGGAUACAUUAACUCAACCCUGAACCCCCUCAUCUACCCCUUGUGCAACGAGAACUUUAAAAAGACUUUUAAGAAGAUAUUUCAUGUGGAGCUGAACUGCGGGGAGUGCAAAAAGGAGAAUCGUGCAUCUUGUCCUUAUGCCUGAACUGGCACAUCUACUGUAACUGGGACCAGUGCCCUCAGCCCCAUACAAAAAGGGGCUUCACAGUAGGGCAAGAUGGAGACAGUAGGGCAAGAUGGAGACAGUAUGGCAAGAUGGAAACAGUAGGGCAAGAU